Molecule: messenger RNA, 985 nt
Organism: Meleagris gallopavo (turkey)
Lineage: Eukaryota; Metazoa; Chordata; Aves; Galliformes; Phasianidae
Source: RefSeq, a predicted model, not a curated record
AUGAGGCUGCGGGAAGGUCGCGGAGUCCCCACAAAGCGCUCGCUUUCCCUCAGUGCCCCCCCAAAGCCCAGCCCCACGCGCGACCCGGGCGGCUCGCAGGUGGCGAAACGGCGUGGGGAACCCCUCGAGGUCCGGGCUGGAGAACGGCCCCAGCGCUCCCACCCCCGGCCGCACAGCGGUCCCACACGCACACACGUGCGGGCUCAGCAGAUCGCCGCGUUUGAGUCACGGCGGUCAUUAUUUUGCCUUUCCCAUCAAGCAGGACCCAACCUCGGUCUCUUUCCGUUCCUUCCCUGGGGGGCGGCGGGGUAUGGGACCCCCUCAGCCCCACUCAGGUGCUCGCUGGCUCUCUCCCCAGGUGCGAAGCCGGGCGAGGAGCCAGCCGGAGAUUCACCCAAAGCCGAGAAUGAGUCCCAACCCCUGCAUGGCUCCGGCAUCUGUAAGUGGUUCAACGUCCGCAUGGGCUUCGGCUUCCUCUCCAUGACCGCCAAGGGCGGCGCGACGCUGGACUCACCCGUCGAUGUCUUCGUGCACCAGAGCAAACUGCACAUGGAGGGCUUCCGCAGCCUGAAGGAAGGUGAAGCCGUUGAAUUCACCUUCAAGAAAUCCUCCAAAGGUUUGGAGUCCAUUCGAGUGACCGGCCCAGGGGGCGUCUUCUGCAUUGGCAGUGAAAGGAGACCCAAGGGCAAGAGCCUGCAGAAACGCAGAUCGAAAGGAGACCGAUGCUACAACUGCGGCGGGCUGGACCACCAUGCCAAAGAGUGCAAGCUGCCUCCGCAGCCCAAGAAAUGCCACUUCUGCCAGAGCAUCAGCCACAUGGUCGCCAACUGCCCUGCCAAAGCUCAGCAGUCCCCCAGCUCUCAGGGAAAGCCUGCCUACUUCCGCGAGGAGGAGGACAUGCACAGCUCGGCCCUGCCCCCCGAAACCCGGGAAUGAUGGUGGGCGGCAGGGAGGGCUAACAUCAGGAUGGAGAGGCUUUGGCAAG